AUGGGCUUAUCUGUUGCCCUGCCGGCCCUGCUGCUGGUUCUGGGCUUUACCACUAAUGUAUGGAGUCUGAACCCGGAUGACCCUAAUGUCUGCAGCCACUGGGAGAGCUACGCUGUGACCGUCCAGGAGUCCUACGCUCACCCAUUUGACCAGAUCUACUACACCAGAUGCACAGACAUCCUCAACUGGUUUAAAUGCACAAGGCACAGGAUCAGCUAUAAGACGGCUUACCGACGGGGAGUAAGGACCAUGUAUAGGCGCCGCUCGCAGUGUUGCCCUGGUUACUUUGAGAGCGGAGACUUGUGUGUUCCUCUGUGUACAGAGGAGUGUGUCCAUGGUCGCUGUGUAUCUCCUGAUACCUGCCAGUGUGAGCCUGGAUGGGGCGGACUGGACUGCUCUAGUGGCUGUGAGAGUGACUACUGGGGACCUCAUUGCAGUAAUCCGUGCCAGUGCCAAAAUGGGGCUAAGUGUAACCCCAUCACAGGUGCCUGUGUCUGCACUGAUGGGUACCAGGGAUGGCGAUGUGAGGAGUUCUGUGAGUACGGUUACUACGGCAAGGCAUGCCAACUACGCUGCCAUUGUUUCAAUGGUGCCACCUGCAACCACGAGACAGGGGACUGCAUCUGUGCAGCGGGGUACUCAGGAGUUUCCUGUGAAGAGAGCUGCCCCUUCGCUAGUCACGGGGCUCAGUGUGAGCAGAGCUGCCCCUGUCAGAAUAGAGGAACGUGCCACCACAUCACUGGAGACUGUUCCUGCCCCACCGGGUGGACGGGUCCAGUUUGUGCCCUGCCGUGCCCUCUUGGAAAGUACGGCAUGAACUGCAGCAAGGACUGCUCCUGUCGUAAUGGAGGACUGUGCGACCACGUCACGGGGCAGUGCCAGUGCGCAGCUGGCUUCAGUGGACGCAGGUGUCAGGAUGACUGUCCUGUGGGCACCUUUGGUCCGCAGUGCAAUCAGAGGUGUGAGUGUCAAAAUGGAGCCAAGUGUCACCAUAUCAAUGGAGCCUGUCUGUGUGAAACAGGGUUUAAAGGCCCUAAUUGCCAAGAGAGAUUCUGUCCCCCGGGCCUCUACGGGCUCAUCUGUGACAAGUACUGCCCCUGUAAUACCACCAACACCGUGAGCUGCCACCCGCUUUCUGGUGAAUGUACCUGCUCUGCGGGAUGGACAGGGCUUUACUGUAAUGAGACCUGCACUCCUGGAUACUACGGAGAGGGAUGCAUGCUGCCCUGUAGCUGCACCAACGGAGCUGACUGCCAUCCUGUCAAAGGCACCUGUAUUUGUGCCCCUGGGUUCAUGGGUGAGGACUGUGCUACAAUGUGUCCUCCUGGUCUAUAUGGACCAAGCUGCAUGUCCACCUGCUCCUGCCACAAUCACGCAUCCUGCUCUCCCGUCGACGGCUACUGUAUCUGCAGGGAAGGCUGGCAGGGUGUGGACUGCUCCAUCCUCUGUUCCAGCGGUACGUGGGGUCUGGGCUGUAAUCAGACAUGCUUAUGUGCCAAUGGAGCUGCGUGUGACCCUGUAGAUGGCACUUGUACAUGUUCACCUGGAUGGAGGGGAGAGCACUGUGGCGAGUCCUGCACUGAUGGCACCUACGGGUUGGAGUGUCGUGAGCGCUGUGACUGUAGCCAUGCUGAUGGCUGUGAUCCAGUGAGUGGCUACUGCCGCUGCUACCCCGGCUGGACAGGAAUCCACUGCGAUAAUGUGUGCCCACAAGGCUUCUGGGGACCCAACUGUUCAGUCAGCUGUUCCUGUCAGAACGGAGGAUCCUGCUCUCCAGAGGACGGUGCAUGUGUGUGCGCACCUGGAUACAGGGGGACGUCUUGCAAAAGAAUCUGCUCUCCGGGGUUCUACGGACAUCGCUGCAGUCAGUCGUGUCCGCAGUGUGUGCACAGCACCGGGCCGUGCCAUCAUGUCACGGGCCACUGUGAGUGCCUGUCUGGCUUCUCCGGUUCACUGUGCAACCAAGUCUGUGCGAGCGGCAGGUACGGGAGGGCCUGCGCUGAGAUCUGCCUCUGUACCAAUAACGGCACCUGCAACCCCAUCGAUGGCUCCUGCCAGUGCUUCCCUGGUUGGAUAGGAGAGGAUUGCUCUCAGGCCUGUGUCUCUGGGCACUGGGGCCCUGAUUGUCUCAACUCGUGUAACUGUCACAACGGAGCCCAGUGCAGUGCCUACGAUGGGGAGUGCAGGUGCAGCCCCGGCUGGACCGGACUCUACUGCACACAGCGCUGUCCUUCAGGGUUCUACGGCAGGGACUGCUCUGAAGUCUGUCGCUGCCAAAACGGCGCAGAUUGUGACCACAUGACUGGACUGUGUGCUUGCCGAACAGGCUUCAUUGGGACGAGCUGUGAGCAGAAGUGUCCUGCUGGUACAUUUGGAUAUGGUUGCCAGCAGCUGUGUGAGUGCCUCAACAAUGCUACCUGUGACUAUGUGACUGGAACAUGCUACUGCAGCCCUGGAUAUAAAGGCAUUCGUUGUGAUCAAGCAGCUCUGAUGAUGGAGGAGCUGAACCCGUACACCAAGAUUAGCCCAGCACGAGGCUCGGAGCGCCAGUCUGCCGGCGCCGUCAUGGGCAUCAUCUUCCUGCUCCUCAUAAUCAUGUCCAUGCUUAGCCUGUUUGUGUGGUACAGACAGAGACAAAGGGACAAAGGCCAUGAGAUCCAGCCCAGUGUGUCCUACACACAAGCAAUGCACAUCACCAACACAGACUAUUCCCUGUCUGAGUGUGGCAGUACUGUAGCGAUGAGGACCAGCGCUGCUGAGGUCAAUCAGAGCCAGGGCAGCAGCAGCGGCAGCAGUGGCCAGUGCUUCUCCAACCCCAGUUACCACACUGUGGCCCAGUGUAAUGUUGUCUCAACCAUCUCCAGCAACCUGGAUGGCACUCUGACCCUCAAAUCAAGCACUUUGAAAAGUCGAAAUGGCUCAGAAUGGAGAGCCUACUGCAACCUCAAUGACCUUGAUGUUCAACAGGGGGAGACACAGACACAGAGGGGCUCCAAAAAAGAUUACAUCAAGAGCUCCGUGUGCAGCAACAGCUCCUGCUCCCUGAAUAGUGAGAAUCCAUACGCCACCAUUAGAGACCCACCAGGGCUGGCUUGCAAGCACACAGAGAGCAGCUAUGUGGAGAUGAAGUCCCCCUCCCACCGUGAAGUGCCCUUUGGCGGCACUGCCACCCUCCUGGGCAGUGCGAGCAGGAAUGUCUAUGAUGUUGAGCCAACAGUGAGUGUCCUGCAGGGACCCAAUGGAAUGGCCACCGGCUUCUCCCAGAGCCCCUAUGACCUCCCCCGCAGCAGCCACAUCCCCAGCCACUAUGACAUACUUCCCAUGCGUCACAGCCCCACACAUACACCCCCGCCACCCCCAGAAAGCCCCAGUUCCCUGCUGUAGAGGGCACACCAUCCGCGCGGCUCACGGGAGCUGGCAUCCAGGCAACGUUCAGCCAACUUUCAACCAACGGCCCUCCCUCUGUCUCCGAGUGUGUUCAAUUAGAUACUGAGAUGUUGAGAUGGAGGGACAGCCACAGCUCUUCUGGACCAUGCUCUCUUUGGCUCCCUCACUUACCCUCUUUCUGUGACCCUGAAGGAGGAGGGGAGGAAAGAAUGUCCCACACACCAGCAUUCAACCAUUUUAUUUUCUUAUAGAACUGAUCACUCAAACUGCUGCCCGGCUUCUUUAUGGACCUCCUGAAGUGGAACAUAAUGGUUCCAAACAGCGCUAAGGGCAGCGUACAUGGAUUGGGCGGAUAGAUUAUUUACAGGGAGAGAGCUAUCCUCACUCUCAUUUUCAGCCCAUGAUGUAGGGUUACUAUUCAAGGGCAGCCAAGUGUUUUUAAAGCCCCCUAAACAACAGCGAUUUUCUCCACAGGAAGGAAGGUAUAGUAACCUUGACCAUUUCAAAGCAGGUGAAGAUUUACUACAAUACAGACAUCAGAGUUUAUGAAGUGUCACUGUGUGCAGAAGCUGCAGAUCACAAUACAGCUGACAUGAAGAGAGGGGUUAGAAAAGUUCAGUCAAAUCAGUAGAGAACUCUCUGUUCUUAAUGUGAAACACAGAAAUCCGGCAGAGAGUGGGCCAAAACUGAUUAAGCAUGAAUAAAUAUUAAAAUAUUGUAAUGGUUCUGUAUUCACAAAGGUGAUCCCUGUCUGUAACUCAAGAGUUUAUUUUAAAUUGCAGUGUAGAUUAAGACCCGGCAUAUCUGGAGAUAUGAUCAGGUCAUCAGUGUUUAAAGGUUCAAUGUGUAAGAUAUGCCAGAAUGUAAACUUAAAACAAAAACAAUUAACUAACAUUAUCAACAGAAUGUGAAGAGCUAACAGUGUUG
Messenger RNA from Cottoperca gobio, 4314 nucleotides. RefSeq names its product multiple EGF-like-domains 11 (gene megf11). Gene Ontology annotation, molecular function: protein binding. NCBI's taxonomy places the organism in Eukaryota, Metazoa, Chordata, Actinopteri, Perciformes, Bovichtidae. Gene Ontology annotation, cellular component: membrane. The record is from RefSeq and is a predicted model, not a curated record.